Molecule: messenger RNA, 174 nt
Organism: Penicillium digitatum Pd1
Lineage: Eukaryota; Fungi; Ascomycota; Eurotiomycetes; Eurotiales; Aspergillaceae
Source: RefSeq, a predicted model, not a curated record
AUGUUGCUGCAUAUCUGGACGAAGACUCGAUGUCCCCGUUGCAUGCCCCAUCACACUCUUGGACAUAGUUCCGAGCCACAUGAGGGUCUUGUUUUGAUCCCGAAGGGUCUUCCCAGCAUGUUUGCGUUGAAUGAUGGUCUUUGUCCCCUUUUAAAUCAGUGCUCUUACAGGUAG